Rhea pennata is the source of this 774-nucleotide messenger RNA. It is a transcript of the gene CCDC172, whose product is annotated as coiled-coil domain containing 172. The record is from RefSeq and is a predicted model, not a curated record. Gene Ontology annotation, cellular component: cytoplasm. Bases 1 to 774 code for a protein of 257 amino acids. NCBI's taxonomy places the organism in Eukaryota, Metazoa, Chordata, Aves, Rheiformes, Rheidae. The transcript has 8 exons.
AUGAACCUAGAUGCUCUGUUCCAACAAAUAGAGCGCACGGAGAAGCAGGCCGAGGAGAAGAGGCGUCUCAUACACCAAGUUAAAUUCGACAUAAACAGAAGUUACGAAAAAAUUAACCAAAUAAAAGAAGAGCUGAGCAAUGCAAAAAUAAAAUUAGAAACUAAGGUUCAGCAUCUUUAUGAAAAACUUUUCUACUUAGAACUUCUGAAGAAACGUGAAGACAGCUUAGAAAAACAGAAAGUUGAACUUAUUAAUCAAAAGAGCACUCUUCUUAAAAUCUUUACAGAUGCAAAGAAAAAAAUGACUGAAGAAGAAGAUAAUUUUAUUAGGGAAGUAACAGAGUUUAACAAUGAAUAUGGACUAACAAGUAAUAGAGAUCUUCUGAUUAAAAAAAAGGUCAAGACUGAAAUAAAUGAUUUAGAGAAUGAGGCAACUCUAUUAAAAAGUGAAAUGGAGUCAAUGGAACAUAAAAAUGUUCAGUUAAAUGCACUCCAGCUGCAGAAGAAUGAAUUAAAGAAGGAUUUAUUUGCUCUCCAGAGCAAACUCAAAGAUCUUGAAAAAGUAAUCAGGGAGGCUAAAGGAGUCACAAAAGAUUUAGAAGCAGAGAAAGUCCAAGUCACUGAAAAACCUCAGACUGAUCCUGAAUGUUUAAGGCUUAAGAAAGAAUUGGAAAAUUACAAAGAUGAUAAUUGGGAAAAUGUCUGCGAGACUUUUCGAACAGAAAUUGAAAUUCUGCAAAUGAAACUAUCACAAAAAAAGUCUUCGGGCAAUUGA